AUGCGCUGGACAGUCAGUGUUGGUGGCGGUCCCAAGCGUGUAAAUCAUGCCGCCUGUGCCAUUGGGACCAAAAUCUAUUCUUUCGGAGGGUAUUGUUCGGGCGAAACACCGACCAGGACGGCUCCAUUGGAUGUUCACAUGUUUGAUACAGGUAGGGAACGUGUUUGCUGAUUUUAAUUUGGAGUUUAGAAACUAUGAAAUGGACCCGAGUGUUUGGAGAAGAGCCUGAAGUCAGAUAUUCUUCGAAAAGCCUUUCAUCCGAGGUCUCAAUCUUCGAAGAUGAGGUCGAUUGGGAUACAGAUAUGUCCUAUGAAGAGGAUAUGACGCAAGGAGACUAUGAUUGGCAUUACAAUCCUUUGCUCAACGAUGGAUUGGCUAUUGUAGACGAUAGUAAUGACUUCCAAGAUGUUCCCUUCAUGAGGUAAGGACUUUCGGAUAUUGUGCUAGGCAGUUUCAUCAAAAUUGAUUGAAUUUUCUCCAUUAAGAUUGCUUCAGAGAUGCGUUAAAAUACUAUUUGCAUAUUUUUAGAUACGGUCACACUGCAGUUGCUUACAAUGGAAAGGCAUAUAUUUGGGGCGGCCGAAACGACGAAUACGGUGCUUCCCAGCGAUUAUACGAAUAUGAUCCAGGUAAUUUAUCAUUUUUUAUUGGCUUUCUCGAUGCUCUCUAAUAGCCCUUCAUUAUUUAAAAUCAGUGGUUAGCCAGAAAUUUCUCUUUUUUUUGUUUUUUGAUCUCCUCUCCGGAGGCCAUGUGACUGAGAAUUAUCGGGAAAAUAAAAAAAAUAUUGACGGACUUUGGACCUCAUUCUGAUUAGCACUAUAGGCCAGGUUAGGAAAGCGCCCUUAUCACUUGAUGACUGGCUUUUUAUUCCUUGUGUCACGUUUCUUCCUAAUUUUAUUUGUUUUUGCUGAAAUCAGAUAAGAAGCACCGUGUUUGGGGUUCAAAUUCCAAUUGAAUUAAAAGCAUUGGACGUCUAAAUUAUGUUAAUUCCAGAAAAGAACUCAUGGCAAUCAAUUCCCCCUGCAAAUGGUGCUCCGCCAGCCCGAGAUGGCCACACCGCAGUCAUUUAUGGCCAUGAAAUGAUCAUUUUUGGAGGAUUUGAAGAGGAAAACCAACGGUUCAGCCAAGAAUGCUACUCGUACAACUUUGUAACGAGAGAAUGGAAGCUAAUCAAGACUACGAAAACCCCUCCACAGUAUCGAGACUUCCAUGCGGCCUGUAUUUUCGAGGAUAAGAUGUACGUAUUUGGGGGAAGAUGCGACGAAAGAGGCCAAUAUCACAGCAAUGCCGACUUUUACGACGAUGUUUUGAGGUAUUUGGACCUCAAAACUUUGGAAUGGAUUGAGCCAGUGGUCGAGGGGGAUUUGCCUGAGGGUCGAAGAUCGAAUGCCAUGUGGGUUCAGAAUGGAAUGUUGUAUAUGUUCGGAGGAUACAACAGUAAAUCGGAUGAGCAUUAUGGAGAUUUAAGAAGGUUUAAUCCGAAGACCGGAGAGUGGAAAAGACUCUCGUUACCGGGUGAUGGGCCCAGUGCAAGGAGGCGACAGUGCUCCGUGAUGGUGGGAGAAAAGAUGUAUUUGUUUGGAGGAACGAUGCCUCAUCCCAUCAAGAAGAAUGGAGGGUUGUUGGAUCUGGGAGAUCUUUUCGUCCUGGAUUAUGGAAAUGUUUUGACUUCGAUUUGUCUUGAUGUUUUGGACAAGAAUGGGCUUCUUGAAAUGGCCACCAGGGUCCUUCCUCAGUCUGUUCUGUAAGUUUAUACUUUACUAUUAUAAUUUUUAUAGAUUUUCUGAUAUUUAUAUUAUCCAUGCCAUUUUCAGAGAGGACCUCCGUCCCAAUCUUUAUUGCCGCAACUUCCGAUGGGUCUGCACGGGUUGA
This is a messenger RNA of Bursaphelenchus xylophilus (pine wood nematode), 1872 nucleotides long. The record is from the annotation of a GenBank genome assembly. NCBI's taxonomy places the organism in Eukaryota, Metazoa, Nematoda, Chromadorea, Rhabditida, Aphelenchoididae.